Messenger RNA from Cottoperca gobio, 934 nucleotides. It is a transcript of the gene exoc1l, whose product is annotated as exocyst complex component 1 like. Lineage: Eukaryota; Metazoa; Chordata; Actinopteri; Perciformes; Bovichtidae. The record is from RefSeq and is a predicted model, not a curated record. The transcript is spliced from 3 exons. The coding region runs from base 168 to 737 and encodes 189 amino acids.
CUGACCAGAGAAAACAUCACCACCUCCCACUCCACCACUGCCAGGCUUCAGUGAUCUUUUAGAUUGUCUCAUUUCUCUUGUGUCUUCCAUCCUUACCGCUUCUGUUUUCUUUUUUUAAAGCUUUUUGGUACCAUCUGAUCUCGAUUCUUCUCGUCCUCUCUCCAGUGAUGUCGUCUCUUCUGAGGGAGGAGAUGCAGAGAGUUUUAUUCCGACCUACAAAACAGAGACUGGUGGAGUUUAUUGAGAUUGAAGAGCCAACGCACGGAAGACAUUUCAUCUGUGUCUCAGUUGCAAAAAACAAAUUGGUGCAGUUAUGUAUAGUGCGAUGUCAGAUAUCUCAGACGGCCCAAAAUUCUGUAUCCAAAGGGUCCCACACCCAACGCUCCAGUAUACAGGAGUGCUACAGGAGGACGGAGGUCUGGUCCCUGCAAGACCUGACUCUAGUUGACGGACGGGACCCUGAUGUGGAUGACCCCUGUUUCCUGCUGCACUUUGACAAGGUGCGUACAGUGACGGCCAUCAGCUGCUCAGCCAAAUACUCGUUUGUGCGUGCCCUGGUCGUUCUCUGCGACCAGAACUGUCAGAGGUCACUGAACCUGCGGAACUUUGACUGGGCCUACAUCAAGCCCACAUCCUUCUACUCUAACAGAGGAGACUGCAUCGUUCUAACACAGAUAUGCUUCUAUGCUUUCAAUUUGGUUUGUCUGUCUAUGUGUCCCGUGCCUCUGGAUGCGUAAUGUAAUGACACAAUGAUUGUAUGUGUGUGUGUGUUUGCCAAUUAAGUGUGUAUCUGUGUAUUUAGAAAACUUGUAGGAGUAGGAGGUGUGAAGUUAGUGUAGGCUUGUGGCUUCUGUUACACUGAAAGGGCUUAUUCACCAUGAAAUGUCUUUUGCAUUAAUAGUCUGCUGAAUGUAUCUCUCCAUGGCAAAUGCAA